AUGAAGAAAUUUAUAUUUCUGCUGCUGGUUCUUGGCUCAACUUUUGGCAAUGAUACCUCAGGCAGCAUUUUAGACCAAAUGGAUUCCAGCACAUCAGACGCAGAAUACGAAGAAAAACUUGACAAUUUAGAAGCAACUGAAACAUUAGGCUCGAGCUCUGAAGCAUCAUUAGUGGACACAUCACAAAGCGCAGACGAUGCUUCAAACGGUCUCAUCAGCGAACUGCUCGAAAUGGGCGUAACCAAUACUGAGAUGUCAUCAGAAAACGUUGACCUCCAAUCUGAGUAUGAUUUGUUACAAGAACAAUUAGCGGAUGCAAUUGGAAAAGCAAAUACCUAUAGAAUUGACAAAGAAAUUAAGUCUAAUAUCCUCAAUAGAGAGAUUUCUUCUCUGGAUAGUUAUAAUCAUCAACUAAGGCAAGAAGAAAUUGGACGUAGUGAAGAAGUGUCUGAAGCAAGUGACGAUGACGAUGAUGAGUUAGAUGAAUUAGAGGUCUCUGGGACCAUGAUUUUCGUGAUCGGUCUUGGGUUCUUAUUCUUACUGCUCCAUGGUGCAAGACUGGUGGUGGGGUAUAAUAUUGACAAUUUCUUGAGUCCUGCCUUGUACACACUAUUUGUCGAUAUUAGCAUUCUGCUCGUUAUAUGCACAUUGACUGCUUUGGCUUCUUAUUUUGAGAUAUUUGAUGACGAUUACUUGGACUAUGAAAUUAUUAUUGCUGGAAUAGCUAUUUUUACGUUCUUUUGGCUGGUUCUAGGGCUAUGGUUUAUCAUUGCUGCUCAAUCUUUUUCAACAACGUGGAUUCGGCAUGAGAAGGCUUGUCAGGAUAUGCGAGCCUUGACACAGAUUUUCCAAGACGCUCAGAUUGAUAUGGAUGGCUCUGCUGCAAAAAGAAUGAAUUCUAUCAUGAGAAGUUUCCACUACGCAAUUAUGAGACAGCUUUUUAUAUGCCCCACUUAUCUUCCACCUGUAACUGAGUCUUAUUUAAGAACUGAUUUUGAUCUUUCAGAGUAUCUCAGCAGAAGCUUGGCUAGCCUUUUAGAAGAAAUUUUCCAGCUGACGUGGUUUGGGUAUUCUUUAAUCGUGAUAGGGAUCUUGAUUUGGAGAGUGAUUGUUACUGGAGACGACCAAGCUGAGUUUUUAGCUUUGUGGGCAAUUCCUGCUGUGAUUAUUUUGAUUUGUCUGAUGAUUCUGAUAAAGCUCCGAUCAAUCUACUAUAAGCUAGUGCCAGAACCAACUGAUCAAAUAAUUUUGAAUUUACCAAGAGACAACUUUGGCAGGUCACCUGAAAUGAAUGAGGACAUUAUUCCUAAGCCACAGUACCUCCGAGGCCAUAUUUACCCUAAGGACAGAGAGAUCAAUUUUGUGAACUGGUGCUUCGUCAUAUAAAUAAAUAUGGCGUUUCAACGCUUCACAGUCGUUUUGCCAGUUCAUUCGAACGCAUUUUAAUUAUAUCCGAUAAGCUUUUGCCAAUCCAGAAUGGACAGCUAUAUUAAUUAACAAUUCUGAUAAUGUAUAGAGCCUAGCCCUAGUAAGAGGGCAGGUUGACACAUGUCGCCUAAAUUAAUUUAUAAAAGCAAAAGCCCAGAGAGCCUGCAGGCAAUGCCCAGAUCAUUUAGGCAACUUCCUAGAGUGAAGCAGGGAGUUACGCCGCAGGCUUCGAAUUUUUCCUUUUUGCAGAAAGCUCACCAUAAAUUCCAUUUGUUUGGAUUUUUGUACAGUUAACCUUCUUUCAAACCCAAACAGUAUACUGCAGAAGUCCACAGCUUUCCCACUUAAUACUGGAGCUGACAAACCAAGGAGGAGACAGAGACACAUUAUCCUAAUUCGCAGGUGCGAAGAAGAGAAAAGAUGGUGCAAGAGCUGUUAAUCACCUGGUGAGUCAUCUAAUACGAUGAAGUAGUCCCUGCCAAUAUCGAAAAGAAGGUAAAUACCCUGUGGAUCUUUGGUGACUACAAUAACAAUGGGCAGCAGCUAAAUCUGUAAUAAAUUUGAUUUAAUAACUGUUGCUUUAUCAAACUUCAUCCUUUAAAACUGACAUUUUCUUAUAUCUUCGCAGGAUCUUUCCCAAAUCGACACGAGCUGCUUUUUUGGUUUGACCGAUACGGCGUUCCAUUCAUCAUAGGGGUUCUUCAAGCGAUUUCCAUUAUUUUGACGCUCUGGAUAACAGUGAUCAUUUUAUACUAUGCGCCUGUGCUGCAAGACAACUGGGACUCACUCGGAAUUCUUCUGAUAGGAGCAGCCAUAAUUGUAUAUUUAUUUAUGGCCUGCUACCUUGUCCCUGAAGCUAUCCGCUAUCUUACUUUGGCCAGCAAAAUUGAAAUGAAAAAGGACAGAAAAAUUAUUGAAGAGGUAAUUCUGCAUGAAAAGGUUGAAAAAGCAAAAAUGGUUGUGAGGGUCUAUAGGCAGUUCAAAAUGAUAUAUCGAGAAAGAGUUGAAGAAGCAAAAGGCCAGCUUGACGACAAUAUCAGAAGGUUCAGCAACGAGAUUUUCUUUUUAAUUGCUGACCCAGAUACUAAAACAGUUUCAAUUUCACAGCUAGAAGACCUCUUAAGCUUGUGUGGGGUUCGGCUCAAUGAAGACGAAUUAAGACUCUUCGCUAAAGAGUGUGCACCUGUAAGUGCUAUUUAGGAUAAUACAAAUGAAAUCAAGCUUUCUGGAUUCCAACAGGCAUUCAUUAAAUUAUUAUAGAGAAACUCAGGUAAGCUUGAAAAAGUUUUUCUUGGCUUUUGUUUUACAUCAUCUCCUAAUCUGAUUCCACAGCCUAAGGCUUGUGUUGCUCCCUCCAGACAAGCCUGCCCUCGCUACCCAGAGGUAGAGACGCUGUGCUGGGUAAGCGGCAUAGGUCCAAGAGUUUACCUCUUCUGAAAAUUAAAAAAACAAAUUUUCUGGUCAGGUUCUUGACCUAGAUGAAAAUUUUAGCCCAGGGUGCAACCUCUGGUAGCACGCUGGAAAAAUUCCGGAUUGGCCAAGCAAACGCCCUAUGACCUUGCUAUGCUAUCCCUUUUCAGCUUCCACGUUUCAUCCUCUUCAGGGUAAAACCUCGCCCUGGAUGUGAGCCUGCUAGCCCGACAUUACCAAGAAACAACUGACCAGAUACACAUAUCAAAACGCUAAUCUCCCUCCCACAAGUUCCCAGACUCUAAUAUGGCUACAGAUGCUAAGAGGGCAGACUUCGCCACACCAUUGUUUAUCCAUAGAUUCUAACAGGCAAUUGCAGUACUUUUGGCAAGUGCCGUUCUCAAGCCGCAGAUUGUUGUGAGGGCCGUGCUGACUCAGUACUUCAAAUCAGAUAAGGGGGAAGUGGUGAAGGAUAUUACGUUGGAAGAAUUAAAGCAAUUCUUUACAGAUUUUGGGUGGCAUUUUACGGAUGAAGACGUUGAAGACUUCUUAUGGGAAGCGAGGUUCUUGCUAGAAGAUGUAGGAUCGGCAAAUAUAGUGGAAAUUGCUGGCUUCAUAAGGAACAAUGUUGAGUCUUUUCCGAAGUAA
This is a messenger RNA of Blepharisma stoltei, 3486 nucleotides long. Lineage: Eukaryota; Ciliophora; Heterotrichea; Heterotrichida; Blepharismidae. The record is from the annotation of a GenBank genome assembly.